Messenger RNA from Rasamsonia emersonii CBS 393.64, 993 nucleotides. RefSeq lists its product as uncharacterized. NCBI's taxonomy places the organism in Eukaryota, Fungi, Ascomycota, Eurotiomycetes, Eurotiales, Trichocomaceae. The record is from RefSeq and is a predicted model, not a curated record. The transcript has a single exon. The coding region runs from base 1 to 993 and encodes 330 amino acids. Gene Ontology annotation, molecular function: oxidoreductase activity.
AUGGCAUCCCAAAACGGGCAAGUCGCCGACCUGAAGUUCGCCGAAAGAGAGGAAACCGUCAGCCACGACGAGAACAUUCAGGACAAGCCAGAUAAUAAAGACAUCGAGAAGGCAGACCUCACCAUUGACACCGACGCCCCCUCUGACACAGAAAUCCUCGAUGCGCUGGAGAAGUUCACCACCCUCCCCAAGAUCCUCCGCGAGGGCAUCCUCCUGACCGGCGGCGGUGUCGCCAUCCUGCUGCAGGCAGCCAAGGCAGGUAUGGCUGGCAGCAGCGGCAGCCAGCAGAGCGAGAACCUUGCAGAGAAGCUCUUCGAGGGCCUGCGCACUACAGUUAUCUACAUGUACGGCCUGACCUUUGGCACGCGCGAGGAGCGGAAGAAGAUCCUCGAGCGGAUCAACAACAGCAGCAGCAGCAGCAGCAAUCGCCAGGGCGCUGGACAAGGAAAAGGGCACGACUACCUGCGGGACUACUACCCAGAAGACCCUCAGCUGCGGCUCUGGAUUGCCGCGACUCUCUACGCCACGGGGACGGACUUCUUCCAGCGCGUAUUCGAGAAGGUCGACUUCCACCGCGCGCAGCGCGUAUACCGCGAGUUCACGGUGCUGACUGUCGCGCUGCGUCUGCCGCGCGGCGUGUGGCCGGAGAACCGCAACGCCUUCUGGGCGUACUGGGACGAGGAGGUCGAGAAGCUGAACGUCGAUCCGCACGCGCGCCCCGUCGUGCACGAUCUGAAAGCCUACGCCGACGUGCCGCGGUGGGUGAAGCUCGUCCGGAGGCCGUUCAUCCGCGUCGUUACGCCCGAGAUGCUCCCGCGCCAUGUCCGCGAGCAGUACGGGCUGCGCUCGACGGCGACCAGUCGCUUCCUGUAUCGUGUUGCGAUUGGGGGUGCGAAAGCCAUCUAUCCGACCCUGCCCAAGAAGAUUCGCACGCAUCCGCUGAAUCGUGCGCUGCGGCAGUUGCGGGGUGAGAUUAGCAGUGGUGCUCUCUAG